Messenger RNA from Gastrolobium bilobum, 2777 nucleotides. RefSeq names its product protein ACCUMULATION AND REPLICATION OF CHLOROPLASTS 6, chloroplastic. Bases 21 to 2393 code for a protein of 790 amino acids. Gene Ontology annotation, cellular component: chloroplast inner membrane. The record is from RefSeq and is a predicted model, not a curated record. Gene Ontology annotation, biological process: chloroplast fission. The transcript has 6 exons. Lineage: Eukaryota; Viridiplantae; Streptophyta; Magnoliopsida; Fabales; Fabaceae.
GAAGGAGGGUUUUAAGUUCAAUGGAGGCAGUGCUGCAUAGUGUUGGCGUUGGUCUAUGUACCCCGCGACUCAUACACAAUUCUAGAAAACCUAACAAACACCAUUCCUCUUUUGGCCGCGGCGGUAACGGUUCUUUAUCCGCCACUUGCUCCGCCACCAGCAAAUGGGCGGAACGUCUCAUCUCCGAUUUCCAAUUCCUCGGCGACGCUUCCUCCGCCGCCGCACCUCGCCCGUCCCUCCCUCCACCUCCUCCGGAACGCUACCUCUCGAUCCCUUUGGACUUGUACCGAAUUCUGGGCGCCGAAACGCACUUCCUCGGCGACGGCAUUCGUAGGGCUUACGAGGCGAGGAACUCGAAGCCUCCUCAGUACGCUUUCAGUAACGACGCUUUAAUCAGCCGUCGCCAAAUUCUUCAAGCCGCUUGUGAAACCCUAGCUGAUCCUGCUUCUAGAAGAGAGUACAAUCAAGGCCUCUUCGAUGACGAGGACGCUACCAUUCUCACCCAAGUUCCUUUCGAUAAGGUUCCUGGAGCUUUGUGCGCGUUGCAGGAAGCUGGAGAGACGGAGUUAGUGCUUCAGAUUGGACAAGGUUUGCUUAGAGAGAGGUUGCCAAAGUCGUUUAAGCAAGAUGUUGUUUUGGCUAUGGCACUCGCUUAUGUUGACAUCUCAAGGGAUGCUAUGGCUUUGUCCCCACCUGAUUUCAUUGCUUCCUGUGAAAUGCUCGAGAGGGCAUUGAAACUUUUGCAGGAAGAAGGUGCAAGCAGCCUAGCACCAGAUUUACAAGCACAAAUUGAUGAGACGCUAGAAGAGAUAACCCCACGUUGUGUUUUGGAACUUUUAGCCUUGCCUCUUGGGGACGAACAUCGAACGCGGAGGGAGGAGGGUCUUCAUGGUGUCCGCAACAUUUUGUGGGCUGUUGGAGGAGGGGGAGCAGCAGCAAUUGCUGGGGGUUUCACCCGUGAAGAUUUCAUGAAUGAAGCAUUUGUACAUAUGACAGCGUCUGAACAGGUUGAACUUUUUGUAGCCACACCAAGUAAUAUUCCAGCUGAAAGCUUUGAAGCCUAUGGGGUGGCACUUGCACUGGUUGCACAAGCAUUUAUAGGUAAAAAACCACAUCUUAUACAGGAUGCUGAUAACUUAUUUCAACAACUUCAACAAACUAAGGUAACAACUGUGAGGAAUGCUCCCUCUGUUUAUACUCCCAAGGAGAAGAGAGAGGUUGACUUUGCUUUAGAAAGGGGCCUCUGUGCACUGCUGGUUGGGGAGCUUGAUCAGUGUCGGUCAUGGUUGGGACUAGAUAGUGAUAGCUCUCCUUAUAGAAACCCAUCUAUUAUAGAAUUUGUUAUGGAAAAUGCAAAGGGUGAUGAAGACAGUGAUCUUCCUGGACUCUGUAAAUUGUUGGAGACAUGGUUGAUGGAAGUGGUAUUCCCCAGAUUUAGAGAUACUAAAGACACAACAUUCAAGCUUGGAGAUUACUACGAUGAUCCAACAGUGCUGAGAUAUCUAGAGAGGCUGGAGGGUGUUGGUCAUUCACCCUUGGCUGCUGCCGCAGCUAUAGUUAAAAUUGGAGCUGAGGCUACUGCUGUUAUUGGCCAUGUCAAAGAUAGUGCAAUAAAUGCAUUGAAGAAGGUAUUUCCUGUUGGUUCUGAGGAUCAAAUUGUCAAAGAUCAGAAAAAUGGUGUGAAGGAUUAUGUCAGCCUCUCUGACAGUGACAAUCCUCUGAUAUUAUCUGAUCAGGAUACUUCAGCCAGUGUUGGGGUUUCUGGAAUUAAAAAUUCUGCCGAGAUAAGCGAUGGUGAAUUUAUUACUAACGAAAUAAAAAAUGCAAGUGUGAUGAUCAUGUGUGCUGGUGUUGUAAUUGGACUUGUAACUUUGGUUGGUUUGAAGGUUUUACCUGCUAGGAAUGGCUCACCCAUCCUACGCAAAAUGACUGGUUCAGCCAUGGCAUCAGAUACUAUCAACUUAGAUCCCUUAGGAGCUGAAGAAUCAGGAGAGCAACUACCAAAAAUGGAUGCAAGGGUUGCAGAAGCUCUAGUUCGCAAGUGGCAAAAUAUCAAAUCCCAAGCUUUUGGACCUGACCAUUGCCUUGGAAGAUUGCAAGAGGUUUUGGAUGGUGAGAUGUUGAAGAUAUGGACAGAUCGUGCAGCUGAGAUUGCAGAGCGUGGUUGGUCCUAUGUCUACACCUUGGAGGACCUCAACAUCGAUAGUGUGACGAUAUCCCAGAAUGGGGUCCGUGCAGUGGUGGAAACAACUCUCAAAGAGUUAACCCACCUCACUGCUGUAGGUCAUCCACAACACGAUGCUUUGAACAGUAGAACCUACACAACAAGAUAUGAGAUGUCUUUUUCAGGUUCAGGUUGGAAAAUUGUUGAAGGAGCUGUCCUUGAGUCAUAAUUAGAUUUUCUAACUCGUUCAGGUUAUCAUACAUCAAAAUAACGUUGUUCACUUCUCAAGCACGAGUGUAGUCAGGUUGUAAAUACUAACGGUAUUUGCUAUCAGAUUAUGAGAUGAGAUGAAAAGGAAAUGGCGAAGUAGGCAAGUGUUGUAUUAUCCGCUUUUGGAUGGUCAAUUAUGAAAGGGAAACGAAAAAAAAGUUAUGUGGGAGAUGUUACUUCCAGAUUAUGUACCAAGCUGGUUUAUUCCCCAGUUAAUCCUUGGAAAAUGUGGAUUUAUGGGUCCAACAAAUAGCUAAGUAUGACUGGGAUAGGUUAUUCUGUCUACUUUCAAUUUGCCUACUUUUGUCUACUUUUUUUUAUUACUGUUCGAUUACAAUCUAAU